AUGUUACUUAUUAGCUGCAUAUUUCUUGCACUAGCGCAGCACUGGCUUCUUGUUGCCGGUCAAGCUCAAGCUGCUCUAAGUCCCCCGAGUCACUCUCAUCCGCACCCCCACCACUCGCUGCUUGGAGACAGGGCCGCUCUUCUGGAAUUCAAGAAGACGAUCAGAUCCAACCCGAACUCCAUGCUUGGUAACUGGAACGAAACAGUUGAUGUCUGCAGCUUCACUGGAGUCAUCUGCAAUGCACAGCGUCACCGGGUGGCGUAUCUCAUCUUAGAAGGCCAAGGCCUAGCGGGGCGGCUCUCGCCUUUUCUAUCGAAUCUUACGGGCCUUCGGAACUUGAGCCUUGCAAACAAUCACUUUUUCGGGACGAUUCCUCCCGAGCUUUCGUCCCUUCGACGCCUUUGCGUGCUCCUCCUCCAAGGAAACAAUCUAGGGGGUCCUGUACCGCAUUCAUUUGCUCUUUUAACCAAUCUUCGUACGCUUUUUCUAUGGGAUAACAAGUUGACAGGUACACUUCCAGUCUCUCUCUUUGCUAACUGCACCAAAUUGGAUAAUAUAGACCUCUCAACGAACUCCCUCUAUGGAGAGAUCCCACUAGAGAUUGGAAAUUGUCGUAAUCUCUAUAGCCUUAGUCUGUACAACAAUCAAUUCACGGGCCAUUUACCCAUCUCUCUAAGAAAUGCUUCGCAAAUGUUCAACAUCGAUGUAGAAAGUAACAAUCUUGAAGGCCCGCUCCCUUCAGAUAUUGUGGAGAGGCUUCCUUUACUCAAGUAUCUUCAUCUUUCAUACAAUAAAAUGCAAAGUCACGAAGACAACACCAAUCUUGACAUUUUCUUCACAUCCUUAGCAAACUGCACCCGUCUGCUCGACAUCGAACUGGAAAGCAUGGACCUAGGAGGGAGCUUGACAAAUUCCAUUGGCCAACUUAGUGUUACCUUAAAAAACUUGUUACUUGAAGAGAAUCAAAUUUUUGGACCAAUUCCCCCGGCCGUGGGCAGAUUUUCCAAGCUUUUAUUGUUGAACCUAUCUUCGAAUCUCCUCAACGGAUCGAUCCCGGAAGAGAUUAAGGGGUUGUUGAGUCUGGAUCGGCUCUACUUAUCUCGCAACUCGUUCAGAGGCAAAAUUCCGACCGUAUUAAGCCAGCUUCCGCGUUUGGGUCUUCUUGAUCUGUCUUAUAACGAAUUCUUUGGGGAAAUCCCGGCAAGUCUGGCGAAUAUGGUUGAAAUGAGGUCACUUUUUCUCAACAACAAUCUCCUUUCAGGAAAUGUACCGCCGUCACUGGGAAGAUUGUCCCAAUUGUUCCAGCUAGAUUUGUCGCAUAAUCAACUAUCGGGAAGAAUUCCGCCAGAGCUGUUGCUGGGCAUUAAUGAGAUCAGAAUGUAUUUAGGUCUGUCUCACAACAAUCUUGAAGGCCCUCUACCAAUUGAGCUCAGCAAGCUGGAAAAGUUACAAGCCAUGGACCUCUCCUCGAACAACUUCAGCGGAAGUAUCUUCUAUCAGAUAUUGAGCUGCAUUGAACUGAAAGAGAUAAAUUUAUCGAACAACUCGCUCGAAGGGCACCUUCCAGAUUCCUUGGGCGAUCUGAAGAACCUCGAGUCCUUCGACGUUUCUUGGAACCGGCUCUCCGGGCCCAUCACUGCGAGCCUGAACAAGAUCGAGACUCUGAGAUUUCUUAAUCUCUCAUACAACAACUUCCAAGGCAUGAUCCCAUCAGGAGGCAUUUUCAAAUCUGUCACUUCUCUCUCGUUCUUGGGGAAUGAGUGCCUGUGCGGCACGAUUCUAGGCAUACCUGCUUGCUCUGGAAAGAAAACUUGGUUCCGGUCACGCACUUUCUUGAUCAUUUUCAUCGUGGUCAUAUUUGCAUCAUCAUGCCUGUCGACUAUUUGCUGCGUGAUUGGAUACCGGCGCUUCAAGAUCAUAACUUCUUCUGGGAAGACUGAAUCGAUAAGCACGCCAAAGACACCAGAUCCGGUGUGCAAUUUUCCAAGAAUCACGUACAAAGAACUGGCAGAUGCCACUGGUGGAUUUGAUGACCAGAGCCUGGUCGGAUCGGGCAGUUAUGGACGUGUAUACAAGGGAGUUCUUCCCGAUGGAACGGUCAUAGCAGUGAAGGUGUUGCAUGUCCAAUCCGGAAAUUCCACCAAGAGUUUUAACAGGGAAUGCCAAGUGCUAAAGAGGAUCCGGCACCGGAACCUGAUAAGGAUAAUAACUGCUUGCAGCCUCCCGGAAUUCAAGGCUAUCGUCCUUCCUUAUAUGGCAAAUGGGAACCUCGAUAGCCAUCUCUAUCUUCCUUCAGGAACGGGCUUGAUCUCAAGAUCUUCUGAUUUGACCCUCAUCCAGAGGAUUAAUAUCUGUAGCGACGUAGCCGAAGGAAUGGCUUAUUUGCAUCACCAUUCCCCAGUUCGAGUCGUACACUGCGACCUGAAACCGAGCAAUGUUCUUCUCAAUGAUGACAUGACUGCAUUGGUUUCUGAUUUCGGAAUAGCGAGGCUGAUUAUGUCGUCCGGAGGUGGAAAUGCAGCGCUUGUCGAGAACAUGGGAAAUUCCACGGCAAAUUUGCUAUGUGGAUCUAUCGGAUACAUUGCCCCAGAGUACGGAUUUGGGUCGAACACAUCUACGAAGGGAGAUGUUUACAGCUUUGGCAUUCUGGUCCUCGAGAUGGUGACUAGAAGGAGACCGACCGAUGAUAUGUUCGCCGGGGGACUGAACUUGCACAAAUGGGUCAAGAGCCAUUACCAUGGGAGGGCUGAAAUGAUCAUAGACUCCUCAUUGUUAAGAGCUUCAAGAGACCAAUCUCCUGAAGUGCAGAAGAUGUGGGAGGUCGCCAUUGCAGAGCUCAUAGAGUUGGGCAUCCUUUGCACGCAGGAUUCGCCGUCCACGAGGCCAACAAUGCUCGAUGCCGCCGAUGACUUGGAUCGACUCAAGAGAUACCUCAGUGGAGACACUACUGCAACUUUCGCAUCUUCACUUGGAAUUUCUUCGUCCACUUUUGGGACUGAUGAUUAAAUGUCAUGUCCAAUUGUACAAUCGAAUUAUAAUUCCAUCCAACUCAUUCCUGUGUAAACACGUCAGUGAUUUUUUGUUUUUGGGCAAAAACAAGUUUGAAGUUUCAAUU
Messenger RNA from Syzygium oleosum, 3115 nucleotides. RefSeq names its product putative leucine-rich repeat receptor-like serine/threonine-protein kinase At2g24130. Gene Ontology annotation, molecular function: protein kinase activity; ATP binding; protein binding. Gene Ontology annotation, biological process: protein phosphorylation. The record is from RefSeq and is a predicted model, not a curated record. Lineage: Eukaryota; Viridiplantae; Streptophyta; Magnoliopsida; Myrtales; Myrtaceae. The transcript has 2 exons. Bases 1 to 3006 code for a protein of 1001 amino acids.